UUCUCUUCGUUUUACUCGUGGUAUUCGACGUAGUGUGUGUUUUGCGGGUGUCCCAUGUGCAUUAUUUACGUGCGUGUUUAAUAUUUCGAAGAUAUUCGAAUAAUUAUUACCGUACGUAAGAAUAGUAAUUUUUAAUUAGUUUUCGUGAUUGUGUAUUUUGUGAGUUUACUCUUAGUACAUUAUUCGAUUCCCAGUGUCGGUUCGUGAAUGUGUUUUCUCCUUGAAUGUUCGAAUUUUUUUUUAGUGAUUUUCUCGUGUAAUUCGCCGGUAAAAAUUCAUCAAGUUCAAUUUGUGAUUGUUUAAAACUGUGUUGAUAGAGGGUGUCAAAACUGUCAGAAUUAUCGUGGAUAUACUUAGUUCGAAGAUGUUGCUUUGAUGGAUAGAUUCAACUACGGAAUUCUUGGCUGUAUCCGAUGAAAUAAUGAAAUAAUUUCGGAAUUUAAGAACGAAACGAUUUUUUUUUCAACGACGAAGACACCUACUCAAAGUACAUUACGUAAUGAUGUUAAUUGAAAACAUUACCUGCCUUCUGGAAGCGAUUAAUUCAAAACAUCUGUAAUAUGUCUAUGAACGGCAGCGUUCUAUCUCCGUUGCAACGCGAUGCGAGCUGUAUGUCUGAGUUGAAAUCUACGUCGAAAUGCUUGAGAAUGCAUUUGAAUAGCCUUUGGUCCAUAUGGUACGGUAUUUUCAUCACCUUGUUGAACGGUUACAUCGCCGUCGAAUGUUCCAAACGGUUUUUCGAUUAUCUGGAUCAAUUGAAAUCGGGCGAUUCGAUGGCGUACCAGUAUGAAUUACACACGUGCAUAGGAUUAACCGGAUUCUCGGUACUUUUAAUACCGUUCUUUUUCGCGUCAGCUUUAUUCAAAGUCGGUAAUUUGGCCAACGAUGGAUUUAAACUCGGUAAAAAUCUCAGCACGUGUAGCGCCGAUUCGCAAAACAGUGUGGUAAUCACCGGACGAAAUGGGUAUCACCGUAUGUGGCAACAUUGUGGUCCAACCGCAUCGCUGUUCCAUUUGAUGAUGGCGUUUUGUUUUUUGAUACCGAAACUCAUAAUCGAAGCGAGAUCGAUACAGACUGGUGUGUUUCCAAAAAGUAUGAUAUGGAAAACUGAUCUAGACUUUCUCAUUCCACACGAACCUUUAGCACCAGUUUCAUUAAACUUCACGACAUCGCUGAGUGUACCAACUUCGUCAAUGGCAACAACCAUUGCAAACUUGCAACCUAAAUCGUUACCUUUAUCAGUCACCCCUGGCCAGGAAAUACUCAUCAGUGAUGAUACAAAUUUCGGAUCUGUAUCUAUCGAGUUUCUGAAUUAUGCGCUGGCUCUGUUUAUUUAUUCGGUCCGAUAUCCGUCCGUGUUCUGGAGUACGAAUAAAUAUUUCGGGAUUUUGUUCUCGCUGCAGUUGCUGGUCAACAGCGUUCAGUGCUUGUUAAUGCAUGCUGGAGUGUGUAUUUUGUAUAAGGUUCACGUCGUCGGCGCCAAAGAAGCCAUACCAUUGUUGAAUCUAAGACUAAGUAAAUGGGCACUGAAAUUCGGCACGCCGUUCAUUUUAAAUAAAGAAGUCACCAUCGCCUUAUACGUUAUGUCAGUCAUUUUAAUAUUGGUUUCCAGUUUAGUUCUAUAUUUAUACGGAUAUGGAAGAUUGAACUCGUUCCUGAAUCGAGAAAAAGCUCGGCGUAUAAUUUCGUUAAAAGAUUCUUAUUCAGGACGCACAUGGGGAUACUUUACACAUUGUGCUGCGUUAUGUAUUCUGGUAGCGAUCGGCGUAUGUGAAGCUCCGUUGUUAUACGAUUUCACGUUGAUAUAUCGCGGAAGCGUAGAUAUGAUGGUUUUAACCGUAAUAUUAUCUUCGAUAUUGCAUUUAUUCAUAUGGGUACUUCUGUGGUUGAUUUUAACGCUAAAACAGCAUUGGGAGUUUAAAUUACACGUCACCGUUGGCCACGCUACCGUCAGGUCGGCCCAUUCGAUUAGGUUAAUUACCGACGUUCAGCUCAUGUCGGCCAAUACCGAUCCGGUAAAUGCUCCUUUACUGGUGGUCGGUCAUGGCAGAACGUAUACCAUAUCGGAACCUAAUUCCAAAAAAGCCAUCAUGACUGUUAUACAAAAAACUACCAUGGAGAAGAAAUUAAAAUGUGGGCAAGCUGGCGGUAGCAAAAACAUGACUGAUGACGAAGAGCAAAUUUAUUGGCUGAGGCCAAAAUCAAGAACACCGAGAAAUUCACCCGAUUCUUCGAGUUCUGAAACACGUUUUGGAUGGUUUACGAAGAAGAAAGGUGAAAAGGCAACUGUUGAAGAAAUGGCAGUACUGACGAAAUCGAGUAGUCGAAAACAGACUGCGUUAUGUCCAGAAGAUGAGGGCGACGGUGAUUACGUCAGAUUAAGGGAACUUCCUGGUAUCGGACACGUUGCCACGAUUACGAGAGCAGAUCACAGCGACGAUACUGCUUCCGAAGAUAAUAAGCUUUUGGAAUCUGUGAGAAACGAUAGGAUCACUUACGCAAGUGUAAAUAAAGAUUUACUAAAUCCAGUUUCACGAGAGUACGAAGAUCCUAGUCCAUUGCUCACGCCAGAGCCCCACGAUCAUGAUGAUCUGCCUCCCCCACCGCCAGAGUUAUCCGUUGGUUUGAAUCAAUGUCAUAUGGCUCAAGCAAGCAUCGAACAUCAGGAUUUAUCGAAAUGCCUACACCGAAGCGACUCCGGAAUGCCGCCGGAAGAAAUACCAUCUCAUUCAGAUUCUGAAAUAUCCGGUGGCUCACCACCCGACCGUACCUGUUCCAAUAGCGAAACUUCGAGCGGCAUACAUUCCAACUCCAGCCGAGACUCCGAACACCAAAAGCCCCUGGAUCAAAACGCAAUGCCAAUGUUCAACGAAGCAGCUCAAAAAAUCCAUCCUCAGCAGUGGAUCCAGCGCAACAUAAUCCACUCGCCACCACCGUACCAGAAUAAUCGCGUUUAUAAACCUCAGCAGCAUUACGCCGUCGCUAGUAAGACGCCAGUCAUUAACGAAGUAGCUGAAGAAACGACGGUAGUAAUUAGACGUAAAAAUUCGGUCAAUUUAAAGUCACCGAUCAUGAGCUCAGAUGUGAGUGGUGACCGGUUCUGUAGAUCGACCAAUAUGCGUAUGACAUCGUUCACCGAUCACCCGGAGCAAAAUAAGUUAUCGGCUACUCUGCCUCAUUAUCCGACAUCUCAGCCGGUUGGUUUACCUUAUCAACACUGCUCGACGAUGCCAUUACCUAUUAGUAAUCCUAAUUGUAAUAUGCUUGCCAACGGUGGCAGUUGUAGUUCGUUUCCUAGACCUCAUACCACUAUACCUACCCAUCAUAAUGGUAUUCGUUUAUGUAACCAAAAUCAAGUCAACCCUUAUACUAAAUUCCCGUUACCGGUACACCAUGGUUACCCAUCAGCACUAGAAAAUCAACACUGUGCCUUAAAAACUAGUCAUCACACCUUCCCUCAAAUACCCGUCCAUCCGGCUAAAUACAAUUUACAAAGGAAUGCCGAACGAGAUUCGGCUAAUUUCUCAAUGGGAUCGAGUGGCGAUUCGGAUGUCUGUAAUGGAACAGCUGUAUCGUAAUGGCAGGCUCGUUAUAUGCUUUAAUGUAGCAUUCUAGAUGUUUAUAUCAUUUUCGAAUGUAAAUAGGUACCUAUUUAUUCGGUAAUUUUCUUGUUUAUACGCUUUUUAUAUCGAUCUUCGGUAGAUUUUUUUCCUUCAACGUGUAGAUCUUUAGAGUAUUUUUUUUUUGUGAUGGAUCUAUGAUGCUUUUAAACGUACUGUUUUAUUUUUUUACGUUUUUAAUUAUUUCAUAUUGAUUUAUAUACUCGUACGUUGGGAAAUUGACUGUCAUUUUUACUGGGGCGGUGCUGCUUAUUUAAUGCAUCUGACUUCUGAGCAACUUGGAACAAUAAAAGAAAUAUUUUCAGUUCGACAGACUGGUUUUAUAAUGUGUAAAAAUUUUAAUUUUUUUUAAAUGAAUUUUUUUGAUAUAUAUAUAUUUUUUUUAAAAACGAAAUCGGCACUGCCUUAUUUUUCUUUUUUU
Planococcus citri (citrus mealybug) is the source of this 4041-nucleotide messenger RNA. It is a transcript of the gene tinc, whose product is annotated as tincar. The transcript is spliced from 14 exons. Lineage: Eukaryota; Metazoa; Arthropoda; Insecta; Hemiptera; Pseudococcidae. The record is from RefSeq and is a predicted model, not a curated record. The coding region runs from base 561 to 3578 and encodes 1005 amino acids.